AUGAAAGCAACAUUUACUGAAGCUGUGAUAAGUACCAUUGAAGAAGCAACAAGGAGGCAGAACAAAAGCAGCUUGUGGUAUGAGAUGCGAUAUGGCCGUAUCACAGCUUCAAGGGCACAUGAAGUAAGUGUUUGUCAUACACCAGAUGGUUCAUUGGUGGCUUCUAUCAUGGGGGCAAAAAUACCUGAUACAGCUGCAAUGAGAAGAGGUAGAAAUUUAGAACUGUCUGUCCGAAAGACAGUCAGUAAUAUAUUGAAAAGAAAAAUCACCCCAUGUGGGCUUUAUGUGUGCAAAGAGAAUCCCAUGAUUGCGGCAUCACCUGAUGGUUUAAUAAAAGGUGCCGUUAUUGAAAUAAAAUGCCCUAGCAAGGCAAAAGCAAAAGACAAUUAUUUGAAAAACGGUGUUAUCACAGAAAAAUGUAAGGCACAGGUGCAUCUGCAAAUGUAUGCAACAGGGGUAAAAAAGAGCUAUUUUUGUGUUGCUGAUAGCAACUUUGAAGAAACGAAAAAUGUUGACAUUAUUUUAGUGACAUAUGAUAGUGAUUAUGUUAAUAACUUAAUACCAAAGUUAGCUACUUUUUGGCAAACAAAUAUUUACCCUAUUUUGUAUGGUACCAGUCUGUGA
Parnassius mnemosyne (clouded apollo) is the source of this 624-nucleotide messenger RNA. NCBI's taxonomy places the organism in Eukaryota, Metazoa, Arthropoda, Insecta, Lepidoptera, Papilionidae. The record is from the annotation of a GenBank genome assembly.